Molecule: messenger RNA, 3575 nt
Organism: Acipenser ruthenus (sterlet)
Lineage: Eukaryota; Metazoa; Chordata; Actinopteri; Acipenseriformes; Acipenseridae
Product: transcriptional regulator Erg
Exons: 13
Coding region: 338-1936 (532 amino acids)
Biological process (GO): regulation of transcription by RNA polymerase II; cell differentiation
Cellular component (GO): nucleus
Molecular function (GO): sequence-specific DNA binding; DNA-binding transcription factor activity, RNA polymerase II-specific
Source: RefSeq, a predicted model, not a curated record
UGUGAGACUAUAACAGCCCGCUCGCCCCCUCCCCUUCGAAACAAAACAAAAAAAAAAAUCUUCUAACACACAUCAUCAAGAAAAACAACAUUGUUUUCAGUCUCUUAUCUCUUUGCUCCCAAAUAUCCUGUUUCUACGAGUUGCGCUAGCCAGAACCAAUAGAAACCUCUUCCUGCCAGUGGCUGACUUCAUUUCCCAGCGUUAGCACAAUCUUAUCCGCUCUAAACAACUCCAACAAACCUCUGGUCUUCACUGAUCUUCAGGAAAAAAAAAAAAAGAAAAAAAAAGGCUACCGCUUUAAUUUUAAACAUUCUCGAUCAAUAUUUCCAGCUCGAGAAUGGCCAGCACUAUCAAGUUGCACAGCAAUAAGACCACUGAGAAACUGCAUCUUGUUUCCAGAGAUGUCCUGCUGGACGCAGCACCUGUGAUUAAAGAAGCAUUGUCAGUGGUGAGUGAAGACCAGUCCUUGUUCGAGUGUGCCUACGGAACGCCACACCUCGCCAAAACGGAGAUGACAGCGUCCUCCUCCAGCGAGUACAUCCAGGCAGCGAAGAUGAGCCCACGAGUUCCCCCACAGGACUGGCUGCCCCAGCCACCCACGCGAGUCACCAUCAAAAUGGAGUGCAACCCCAGCCAAGUCAAUGGAUCUAGGAACUCCCCAGAUAACUGCAGUGUGGUGAAGGGAGGGAAGAUGGUCGGUGGUUCAGACAGCAUCCCAAUGAACUACGGCAGCUACAUGGAGGAGAAGCACAUCCCGCCCCCAAACAUGACAACCAAUGAACGAAGAGUCAUUGUACCUGCAGAGAGAACUGAUCGUGGAAUUGACACUGCUGUUCGUGUUUUACGCCUGUACCCCACUCUCUGGACGACAGACCACGUGCGCCAGUGGCUGGAGUGGGCAGUAAAGGAGUACGUCCUCGUGGAUGUCAACACCUCCUUGUUCCAGAACAUCGACGGGAAGGAGCUAUGCAAAAUGAGCAAGGAGGACUUCCUAAGGCUAACCCCCAGCUACAAUGCUGACAUCCUCCUCUCACACCUGCACUACCUCAGAGAGACUCCACUUCCUCACUUGACUUCAGAUGAUGUUGACAAAGCCUUACAAAACUCCCCUCGGUUAAUGCAUGCUCGUAACACAGGGGGUGCAGCUUUUAUUUUCCCAAACUCUUCUGUUUAUCCUGACGCCACCCCGAGGGUGACUGCCAGACCAGACCUGUCUUACGAAGCAGCUAGAAGGUCUGGAUGGACCCCACACUCUGUGGCUCCAGCUAAGGGUGCACAGCCGUCUUCCUCCGCAGUCGGUAAGCCUGAAGAGCAGCGGCCCCAGUUAGAUCCCUACCAAAUACUUGGACCAACCAGCAGCCGACUGGCGAACCCAGGUGUCAGGGAAAUAUGUUACCAGCAGGCUACUAUAAAAAGGAGCGGGCAGAUUCAGCUGUGGCAGUUCCUGCUGGAGCUCCUGUCGGACAGCUCCAACUCCAACUGCAUCACCUGGGAGGGGACCAACGGGGAGUUCAAGAUGACGGACCCGGAUGAGGUGGCACGGCGCUGGGGGGAGCGCAAGACCAAGCCCAACAUGAACUACGACAAGCUGAGCCGAGCCCUGCGCUACUACUACGACAAGAACAUCAUGACCAAGGUGCACGGCAAGCGCUACGCCUACAAGUUCGACUUCCACGGCAUCGCCCAGGCCCUGCAGCCCCACCCCCCAGAGUCCUCCAUGUACAAGUACCCCACGGACCUGUCCUACAUGAGCUCCUACCACGCGCACCAGCAAAAGAUGAACUUUGUGACCCCGCACCCCCCCGCCCUCCCCGUCACCUCUUCUAGUUUUUUUGCCACCCCGAAUCCCUACUGGAAUUCACCGACUGGAACCAUUUACCCUAACACCAGGCACCCUGCCUCCCACAUGACGCCACACCUUGGCACCUACUACUAGAUCCGUUUGGUGUUUUUUUUUUUCUUUUUCUUCUAGUAAGCGGCAGGAAAAAAUGGAGAGCCGAAACUAGAAUUAUAUAGCCCUAAGAAAAAAUAAAUAAAAGGAAAUCGCAAAGACUGGAGAAAUGUAUUGAUGUUAAGAUUAGGGUUAGGACCCAAGUGACGAGAGUCGGGAGACAGCAAUGAGAAGAUUUAGGACAACGUUGAAUUGUAGAGACUGGAGAAUCUCAGCAUGGCAAUCUUAAAACUGGUUAUUAAAAGAAAUUCAGCGGCGUGCAGCAACUGGACAAAGAAUGGGACCAAACAGUAAUAGUAAUGAUAAUGCUACAGGAAAUACAUAAAGCUGCAUGAAGGCUUAGUAAAUAUAUACAGUAUGAAUUACAUAUUAAACUAUCUUUAUUUAAUGAACCAAACAUAUCAAAGACUCUGGAAAUGUGGUAUCGCGAGACAAAGCACAAACAAACAACAAAUAAAAAAAGAGAGAAAUCACCUAUUUUUCUACAUAUGUUGUAGAGGACGAAGAUGUAUUAGCUGUAUCAAACUGUGAAGUAAAUGCAUGCAGUCUUUACCAGUAAUGGACAAUACGAGAUUAUUGAGCCAAUCGUCAGGACUGAGAAUGUGAGAAAGUUCUUGGGAUGUGAUGAAUUGAAGGAAGUCGGAAGGGAAAAGCUAGGGUGUUUGAAAUGGGGAGAGAUCCACAAUUUUGAAGGAUGUCAGAGAGAACGUAAACCAACUGGACAAUGAGUUAUUACUUAUUUGGAUAUACAUUGCCAGUUUCUAUCAGUAUUAUUAUACUACAUAGUAGUACAUAUGGCAUUAUUGCAGUUAAAGGAAAUCAGUAACUUUACUUGAGAUAUUUUAAAAAGGGAAUACCAGAAUACUACAGAAAAAGCAUCUUGUUUUUAUAAUUUGGAAAAACUGGAAUUGUUUUUUUUACGUUCUGUAGGACCUCAAAUCUUUAUUGGGGGCAGUCUUCCUGCUGUCUUAGAUGUACACAGAAACUCCCUUGUACUGCCAAAGAGAUUUCAUUAAAGGGCCAAUUAUGUUUUAUUAUUUUACUGAGUCGCGAACGCUGUGCGUUUGUUAGAGAAAUAUACAAUUCAGUGUUAUUAUUUUUUUCUUUUUUUAUAUAUAUAUUAUAAUUAUGUAACUUAUGCAUUUAUACACUACGAGUUGAUCUCGGCCAACCAAAGACACAGACCAAACAAAAAAAAAAAAAAAAAAAAGAAAUGGACUAUGAAACAUUUGUGGCCUUGGAUUUUAACUCUGUAUGCUUUUGUGUUUACAUUACAAACUAUAAAUACUUAGAAAUGCAGAUUGUAUGUAACAAAAAAUAAGCUUGGCCUGGCAUGGCAUUUUCAGGCAUAUUCUGUAUUUUACAUUACCUAAAAUAAAGGGAGGGGGGUAGGAUUGGAGUAGGAGGGUUACGUGGGACGGACUUAAUGGUGGAUGGUGGGGGAGCACAGGGUAUUACAGGUAAAACUUAUAUGAAAUGAAGUUUCAGCUACUAGUGCCUUCAUCAGCAUACCAGUAUUAAAAUAAGAGUCAGGGGUUAACAGACUCAACACAGAAAGGGAAAUACUGCGGAAAGCAAUAUGUUUUUGUAUGGGUGUAAUUCUAAUAAAAAUGUUUUUAAACGA